GUAUUACCAGGAAACAGCAGCUUGGUGGCCAUGGAAAGUGGGUACAAGGGAGGCUGUAGCUUUGCAGCUGGUGUCUGAGAGCAGUCUGACUCCUCAGCUCUCUUCUUUAACAUCCCCAAACUGCUCAGAACCCAAUAUUACCUUGGAAAAGGCUGUUUUCCCUGAUGCAUUUCCUCUCACAGCUCUAACCGAAUGCCUCUACAGCACUGGCACCUCUUUGCCUCAUCUUUUCUAAUGCGCACAGGAGGGGUUUGGCCUGUUCCCUCUGGCCCCUCUGAAACAAUAAGAGGGGAGGUUUAGGAGAGGCUGAAGCCUUUGUUGAUCUGUACUUGGGUGCUUGUCUUUCUGAGAGUGAAGCAACAAAGAGGGAGAGCAGGGUUUGUGAGGGGAUCUGAAGAAGAACUGGAGGCAGGGAAGCUGAGAAACUUAUAGCAAAGAAAAGCUGGGCAGAGACAAAUAAGUUAGGAAACUAAAAUAAGGAAAGUUAGACAUGAAAAAAAGAGAAAAAAUAAUGAAAUAAUGUGGACUUGAGUGUGACUUGGAAAGGAACCUAAGUGUAAGAUUGAGCUCAGGGUAGAGUCAUGUCCAACUGAGGUUUGAGUAUCUCCAAGGAUAUUCAGACUGAGCUUUCACAUCCCUUCCUGGGCUGCCUGUCCCAGUGCUUCACCCCUCCUGCUAUGAAGAGGCUUUAUCACUAUGUCUGAUGAGAAUUUCCCUUCUCACAACUUGCAGCUGCUGCCUCUUGUGCUUUGGCUGUGCCACUGAGGAGACCCUGGGCACCCGCCUCCCCUCAUGCCUUGCACGCCUAGCACAGGGAAGCAAUGGCCUCCCUCCCCCUGGCAGCCCUCACCCGCUGUGUGCAGCCUCCUAACUGCACCCCUGCUGGGGCUCUAAGGGCAAUGUACUGGCCCAGCCACGGCCACCCAGCACUCUGAGGUGCUGGUCCCCAUGCUGAAGCCUGAUGGCCCAGCUGGUCACCAGUGUUGCAGUCCUUGGCCAGUCCAUAAGGCCCCAGUCAGUCACACGGGUGCUCAGGGAAACCAGGACAAGAAAACAGGGAAACAACUGCUCUUCCCUCAUCUGCAGGGAAUAAUCACUUCCCUUGAACCCAUAGGUGUCUCACUGGGUUUUUGUUUGUUUGUGGGGUUUUUGCCUUCUGUUUGCAUUAUGCACUUGUAAAUGUAAAGACUACUAAGGUAUGGUUAUGAGUCAUGUCAGGAUGUAGCAGGCAACUUUCUCCAGCCAUUUGCAUGAAACUUUUUUUUUUUUUACUACUUUGUGCAAAUAAACCAAGGGUACUUUGUGCAAGUAAAAGGACAAUGCUUCUGAAGUUGAGGCCCUCCUGAUGGCUUUUGUUCUAAAUGUUGGCCUAAUUUCCUAAAUCAAACAAACCAGAAGAUAAAAUGAGUUCCAUGAGCUGUGACAUGAGGCACAACACCAGUCAUGGCCUCUGGUGGGAACCAGAGGUGUGAUGAAAAUAGCCUGAGGGCAGAAGUAUGGGGCUAGCAGUAGUUGGGUGUUGUCAGUGCUCUGGCAUCUAAACUGGUUGUGCUUAAUUAGGAGCAGGUAGGGAUGUCAAAGGCCAGGUGAGAAGAUUCUGUUCAUCUAGGUAACAGUAUUAUUAAUCACAUGUGGAGCUGUAAUUGUACAGGAAAUGGCAUAAGAAACACCAGAGUGUGGUGCCAGAGUAAUAGAUUUGGUAUCAAUGAAGAAAAGGAAUUAGGAACGAGUUGUUUAUUUUGGGGAAUCUAGGGCAGAAGAAAGGAGAUGCAACAACAGUGAAAGGGUGGGUUCAAGGGAAGUUAGAAAUGGAAAAAAGGGUAUAAAAUGAAGAAGGACAGCAAGAAAUGGGAGGGUCUUGUGACAGGAGGAGUGCAGCUGAGUCCAGGCAGUGGUGAAGCUGCUCUAUGGGCCCAACUACACUCUCCACAAGUUUUAUGUCUGAAAGUCAGUGUAGGAGGGGGGAGUCAGAGGGGAUAAAGUUCUAAGUAAGGAUAGACUCUCACCUUAAUACAUGCAGGAGGCAAGGCAGCAGAAUUGCAUUUUAAUAGCACCUACUAGUGAGUUUUAAGUUUUCUUUUUAACAAUUUAGCCACUUUAUAAUAAUGUAACCACUGUAUCAAUAUAGUAAGCAGUAGAAUUGUAACUCAAUAUUACUUGUAGUGAUGAGAUUGUGAAGUAAUAUUGCUACUAAUAGUGGUAUUUUUAUUAUCCAGUUAAGGUAUUAGCUCUUUUUAAAAAGAUAUGUUGCCUAAUCAAUAAACAUUAAAAUCACCCUAAUCAUUUACAUCUCUAGUCUCAAAACUAAUGGGGGAGAGGUUAUCUUAGGGAGCAAGAAGUACAGUAGCAACACAGAAGACAAACUGAUCUUGUUUAGAAGACUUUGUUAAUUUUUUUAAUUGUUCAUCUACUGCUUUUGGUGCUCUUGAUGCUAAUCCAUGUAUAGGAAGAUACAGUUACUAUCUUGGCAAUCUUACAAAGGUCUCUUUCUAAAGUAGGAGUCUGUGGAGACUUUCCUAGUAUUGACAGUAGAGUGAAAUGGGAGGGUGGAAGGAGAGAAAUGAGGACUGGUCACCCAUUGCCUAAUUUUUGUAUCUUCUUAAAGGCAGUUGCUUGACAGAGACUAGAUAGUGUGAACUCCUGCAUAAAAAAAAAAACCCAUACAAAGAAAAAAAUCUCAGGUUGUUAUUGGGCAGCCGGAUUAAAAAAUAAUAAUAAUUAAAAAAAGGUGCUGAUGGGGAAGAUAGAGAAUUGCUUAUUGCUAACCUGAUGAUUCUCGAUACCUGAUAGAAGUGAUUCAUGUUUAACUACCCUUAUCAAGCCAAACUUGGGUCGCUUCAGGUGUUAUCACUCUAGUUAGCUACUUUUUAGCUUUGCCUAAUGUGGCACAUAGUCCUUAAGGCAGUUCAGAAAUAGCUGCAUGCUGAGAGCAUUGAUCUUCAUGCCUUUUUAUGGCAUUUCACUAUGAUCCAUAAAGCAGUUACAAAAGGAGCAUACAUCGGGGCAUGGGAUCUUUAUUGCCUCUUCCCCUGUCCCUUGGCCAAUGGCAGUGGCUCUGAGGUGACACGUCUUAACAUAUCUGUAUCACAGCCAUGUGAGCUUCCCUCAAUACUGGCUAUUAUAAAGAGAAAUUAAUUUGUCUGAGUAACAAUCUGCUCUAGAGUUUAUUUCUAGGAAGAAAUAUUAGGAACGCACUGUUUGUGAGUGUUACUGGCAGUCUGUGAAGAACAGAAGGUAUGUCAUUGUCAACUGACUAGGACCUUGUCCCUGAGCUCUACCUUAAGAGGAGCUACUUAAAGCUCAGGUUAUUCUAUAACCACCUGGAGCUGGAAGCAGCUCCUGUGUACACUAGCAGAGCAGGACAUGUCCCACAGCCAUUGCAUUCAUUUCACACAGGUCACUAAACAGCACUGGAAAGUAACAGCCUUCAGCAGCAGCUCAAACAGAACUUGCAGCGAUGACAGCGUCUCUGCAGGGGCUUCUGCCAGGUCAUGUGAGGCCAUUUUAAGACUGUGUGUUUUAGCUGAAUGUUCAGGAGUCACAAUACAUGGGUACAGUUUGGCAUGGGAAAUAACACGAUACAGCUAUUGCUUAAUAGGCAGCAUUAAUGCAUUCUGGACAGUACUGAUUCAGUAGAAAAUAUAGUCCUUUUAAGUUGCUUUUAAGCUAACUCUGUCUCAGAUGAAAUAGUUCAGAUGUGUGACAGACUGGGAGAAAGUGGCAGCAGUGAAUAUAUGGUAAAAUAAACCCAUUUCCAUGAAUACUCAAUGCUGCCCACAUGGCCCCACCAAUACUACAGCCUGGGGCUCAGAAAGCAGUAACCUGGAAAGCCUGAUGUCACUGUGCUGCCCAGCCAGAAACCAUUAAUGUGGUGCUUUGGUAUCUCUGCAGAUAGUUACCCAGCUCCUGAGAUCCUGCCACACUGAAAUGAAUGUCGAGGUGAGGCCCACCUGCCUCUCCUUCUAUUUGGGCUUAUUGAAGGAGAGCAGAGGAUACGCAGUUUCUGUAGGUAACUGGGAGUUACCUCCAUUUGACGUGCUUCAUUUCACAACCCACACUCCUACUCUUAAAAAUACGUUUCACCCACAGAACCAUUACCUCACAGCCUUUUAUUUCCUUUUCUUUUUGGCUGAAUCUUCUAACCUACUUAACCGAACAAAAAAAAAAAAAAUUUCCCCCACAGGCUCUUAUCUCUGGUUAUAGCACCAGGAAGGAGUGCUGGGGCUGCAUUGGGCACGAUGGAAUUUGCCAUGGGGAAACCCGCUGAUGACAGUGGAAUCCGCCCGCCUGUGAAAUCCCACGGCUCCCACCACCCCUUUAUAAGCAGGUGGAGGUGUGGCAGGGCGAGCAGGCAGCAGCUGAGCACUCGCUGGGGCACAGCUGCAGAGGAGAUGGCUGGCUUGAGGAAGAAGAGCUUGGUCCUGGCUUCCCUGCUGGGGCUCCUGGCGCUGCUCCUGUGCGGCAGCUCAGAGGCUCAAAGCAACCAGGAUUGCUGCCUGUCUUACACCAAAGUACGUCUGCCUCGCUGGGCCCUGAAGGGCUACACUGAACAGCUCUCCAGUGAAGUCUGCGACAUCCAUGCCAUCAUUUUCCACACCCACAGUGGACUGAAAGCCUGUGUAAAUCCUAAGGAAGGCUGGGUGAAGAAGCAUCUUCUUUUCCUGAGCCAUAAGCUCAGGAAGAUGUCGGCGUGAUAUGGUUUCCAGCAGGGAACUAAACACAGACGUGGCUGAAGAACCACUAGGUUCAACCUCUUGGUUGAGGUUGUUGCCUUGUACACUGUUGUGUGCUUACUCACUGCUGUCUCUGGCUUCUUUGGAACCGUUGAACUUCUUGAGUUGAUUCAUAUUGCAUCGCUGUUUUGCUUGUAUUAAGCAUUUUGUUAAAGUUUCUAUUUUUACUAAUAUGCUUAUGUUACUAACAUGAGUACUAUACAGAGUAUGAAUUUUAUUAAGUUUAUUGCAUGUUAUUUUUGUUCAGCCUGUAUAAAGUGAGUUAUUUAUUCUGUUUAUUACUUCUUUGGUACUGUCUUGUGCCUAAAGGUUUCCUUUUAACUGUAGUUAGCAUUAUGACACUUCUUAAACUAUUGUUAAAGUCUGUGGAAAAAAUGAAAGUUGGACUUUUAAAAAAAUAAAUGUUAAAAUCUGCA
Apus apus (common swift) is the source of this 5149-nucleotide messenger RNA. It is a transcript of the gene CCL20, whose product is annotated as C-C motif chemokine ligand 20. Lineage: Eukaryota; Metazoa; Chordata; Aves; Apodiformes; Apodidae. Gene Ontology annotation, cellular component: extracellular region. Gene Ontology annotation, biological process: chemokine-mediated signaling pathway; cellular response to tumor necrosis factor; positive regulation of GTPase activity. Bases 4239 to 4694 code for a protein of 151 amino acids. The record is from RefSeq and is a predicted model, not a curated record. Gene Ontology annotation, molecular function: chemokine activity; CCR chemokine receptor binding. The transcript is spliced from 4 exons.